GCAGCUACAGGCAGCACCAUGGCCUCUGACCCUAUGGCGGCUAAGCUCCAACUCCUCUCCCUCCUAGUUUUCCUGCUGUCCAUGGCAUUACUGCUAGUCACCGGCGCGGGUGGUGGUGCCAGCAACGGCGGUGUCCAGCUGAUCCUGGUGAACAACUGCGCCGAAUCGAUAUGGCCUGGCCUGCUGGGCACCGCCGGCCACCCGACGCCGCAGUCCGGCGGCUUCCACCUGGCCCCGGGCGACGAGACCGCCUUCGACGUGCCUCUGGGCUGGUCGGGCCGCCUGUGGCCGCGCCGCGGCUGCUCCUUCGACGGCCGCGGGCGGGGCAGCUGCGCGACGGGCGACUGCGGCGGCGUGCUCCGCUGCGACGGCCGCCCCGGCGCGACGCCCGCCACGGUGGUGGAGAUGACGCUGGGCACCCCCAGGUCCCCGCUGCAUUUCUACGACGUGUCGCUGGUGGACGGGUUCAACGCGCCGGUGUCCAUGUCCCCCGUGGGUGGCGGCGCCGGGUGCGGCGUGGCCGGGUGCCAGGCGGACCUCAACGUCUGCUGCCCGUCGGCGCUGGAGGUAAGGGACAGGGAGGGGAAGGUGGCCGGGUGCCGGAGCGCGUGCAGGGCCAUGGGCGGCGACCGCUACUGCUGCACGGGGGACUACGCGUCGCCGGAGAGGUGCCGGCCCACCGUGUUCGCGCACGUCUUCAAGGCCGUCUGCCCAAAGGCCUACAGCUACGCCUACGACGACGCCACCUCCCUCAACCGAUGCAAGGCCAGCCGCUACCUCAUCACCUUCUGCCCGCCGCCAACGUACAGGAAAUAAUUAACCACUUGCUCUGUCUGUCUGUUCCAGCGUUUUUUUUUUGUUCAGAAGAUCAUCGAGUUACUACCUAAACAACAUACUACUAGUAUCUAGUAUGUAGUAUCCGAAAUUCCGAAUCAUGCAUGCAUGUACCUUAACAUUCAGUCAGGUAACUUAAUAAUGUACUGUUAAUAAUAACACACGGCAUCGGCAUCUGAUCUGACA
This is a messenger RNA of Panicum hallii, 1020 nucleotides long. Its product is annotated as thaumatin-like protein. The transcript has a single exon. The coding region runs from base 19 to 816 and encodes 265 amino acids. Lineage: Eukaryota; Viridiplantae; Streptophyta; Magnoliopsida; Poales; Poaceae. Gene Ontology annotation, biological process: defense response. The record is from RefSeq and is a predicted model, not a curated record. Gene Ontology annotation, cellular component: extracellular region.